UCUCUAUCCAUCAAUUUAUCCAAAAUUCCAAUCCCAAUCUCUCUCUCUCUCACGCUUUGAGUGUGACUGAGUGAGUGUGAGUCACACCCAAUCGGCGCAAAUGGCAACCACCACCAACCACCCUUCAUCAUUCUCAAGCCUCCGCGCCUACCUCGGUGCCGUCGCCCACACUCCCUCCCGCCUCGCUCGCCGUGCCGUUUCUGUCUCCACCUCCUACGACGAGAUGAGCAAAGUUCGCGCCCGCUCCGGUUCCUCCAUGCGUAAGACCCUCCGCUGGUUCGACCUCGUCGGCUUAGGCCUCGGCGGUAUGGUCGGCGCCGGCGUCUUCGUCACCACCGGCCGCGCCGCUCACGACUUCGCCGGUCCCGCUGUUGUCCUUUCCUACGCCAUUGCCGGCCUCUGCGCCCUCCUCUCCGCCUUCUGCUACACCGAGUUCGCCGUCGAUAUGCCUGUCGCCGGCGGCGCCUUCAGCUACCUCCGCGUCACCUUCGGUGAAUUCGCAGCGUUUCUAACCGGCGCAAACCUCGUGAUGGACUACGUGAUGUCCAAUGCCGCCGUCGCCAGAAGCCUCACAGUCUACCUCGGAAGCGCAAUCGGAAUCUCCCCGGAGAAAUGGAGGCUCACCGUCCCUUCCUUUCCCAACGGCUUCAACCAGGUAGACAUCGUAGCGGUGGCCGUCGUUUUGCUGAUCACUCUCGUAAUCUGCUACAGCACUCGGGAGAGUUCAGUGGUGAACAUGAUCCUCACAGCGCUGCACAUACUCUUCAUAGCGUUCGUGAUAGUGAUCGGAUUCUGCAGAGGGAGCUGGAAGAAUUUCACGGAGCCGGCUCACCGGGAGAAUCCGUCGGGAUUCUUCCCGUACGGCGCGGCGGGGGUGUUCAAAGGCGCGGCGGCGGUUUACAUGAGUUACAUUGGGUACGACGCCGUUUCAACGAUGGCGGAGGAAGUUAGAGAUCCGGUGAAAGAUAUUCCGAUCGGAGUUUCGGGUUCGGUUGCGAUCGUAACCGUUUUGUAUUGCUUAAUGGCUGCUUCAAUGUCAAAGCUUCUUCCCUACGAUUUGAUUGAUGCUGAGGCGCCAUUUUCGGCGGCGUUUAACGGGAGAUCGGACGGUUGGGGAUGGGCGUCACGGGUGAUUGGGGUGGGGGCCAGUUUUGGGAUACUGACGUCGCUGUUGGUGGCGAUGCUGGGUCAGGCACGUUACAUGUGUGUCAUCGGACGCUCCAAUGUGGUCCCUACUUGGUUCGCUAGGGUCCACCCCAGAACUUCAACCCCUGUCAACGCCUCUGCUUUUCUUGGGAUCUUCACAGCAGCAAUUGCCCUUUUCACUGACCUUGAGAUCCUCCUUAAUCUGGUGUCCAUUGGCACCCUCUUUGUCUUUUACAUGGUGGCAAAUGCUGUGAUCUAUAGACGUUAUGUGGAUGCAGGGAAAACCAAUCCAUGGCCUACAUUGUCCUUCCUCUGCUCAUUUUCCUUUACCGCCAUCAUGUUCACACUUAUUUGGAAAUUUGUACCAUCAGGAAGGGCAAAAGCAGGGUUGCUUUGUGCUUGUGGUGUAAUUGCUAUUGCAGUGUUACAACUUUUCCAUUGUAUGGUCCCUCAAGUUCGUAGACCAGAAUUCUGGGGUGUCCCACUCAUGCCAUGGAUACCCUGCAUCUCAAUCUUUUUGAAUUUGUUCUUGCUUGGAGCAUUGGAUGGACCAUCCUAUGUUAGGUUUGGAAUCUUUUCGGCAGUUGCGGUGCUCUUCUAUGUCUUUUACAGCGUUCAUGCUAGCUUUGAUGCUGAAGGAGAUGGUUCCCUCAGUCAAAAGAAUGGUGAAAUUCAUGCGGAAUCAAUAGAAUGUGAGGACCUGAGUUCCAAAGUGUAGAUCAUUUUUAAUUUAUGUUUUAAAGUCAUGAUGGACUUCAACCUUUUUUGAAUGGUUGGUGUUCAUUCGGAACAAGAAUGUGGGGAGAGGGAUAAUCAUGUGAAAUGGGGAUUAAAUGAGAUAGAUUAUUAGAACAGGAUGCAACUUUUGUAGAAGUGGGGAAUUGUAUAGUUGAAGGGCGGCUUAGGUUUUGAUCCCUUUUGUAAAUUCUAUGGCUCAAGUUAUCCCAAAAAUUAAAUGGAAAUUUUGGAAAACAA
This is a messenger RNA of Lotus japonicus, 2121 nucleotides long. Its product is annotated as cationic amino acid transporter 7, chloroplastic-like. Gene Ontology annotation, cellular component: plasma membrane. The record is from RefSeq and is a predicted model, not a curated record. The transcript is spliced from 4 exons. The coding region runs from base 101 to 1864 and encodes 587 amino acids. Gene Ontology annotation, molecular function: amino acid transmembrane transporter activity. NCBI's taxonomy places the organism in Eukaryota, Viridiplantae, Streptophyta, Magnoliopsida, Fabales, Fabaceae. Gene Ontology annotation, biological process: amino acid transport; transmembrane transport.